Galeopterus variegatus (Sunda flying lemur) is the source of this 2128-nucleotide messenger RNA. RefSeq names its product family with sequence similarity 129, member B (gene NIBAN2). NCBI's taxonomy places the organism in Eukaryota, Metazoa, Chordata, Mammalia, Dermoptera, Cynocephalidae. The transcript has 13 exons. The record is from RefSeq and is a predicted model, not a curated record. The coding region runs from base 1 to 2097 and encodes 698 amino acids.
AUGUCGACUGAUGCCGAUGUCAUCAGCGGCCUUGUCUUUAUCCCUCUGUGGGUGCCUCUGGAUGAGCGCAUCAUCUUCUCGGGGAACCUCUUCCAGUACCAGGAGGACAACAGGAAGUGGAGGAACCGCUUCAGCCUCGUUCCCCACAACUAUGGACUGGUGCUCUAUGACAACAAAGUGGCCUAUGAGCGGCAGGUCCCACCCCGAGCCAUCAUCAACAGUGCAGGCUACAAAAUCCUCACCUCCGUGGACCAGUAUCUGGAGCUCGUUGGCAGCUCCUUACCAGGGACCACAUCAAAAUCAGGAACCGCCCCCAUCCUUAAGUGCCCCACGCAGUUCCCGCUCAUCCUCUGGCACCCUCAUGCACGUCACUACUACUUCUGCAUGAUGACGGAAACCGAGCAGGACAAGUGGCAGGCUGUCCUGCAGGACUGCAUCCGGCACUGCAACAAUGGGAUUCCUGAGGACUCCAAGGUGGAGGGCCCUGCAUUCACAGACGCCAUCCGCAUGUACCGCCAGUCGAAGGAGCUCUACGGCACCUGGGAGAUGCUGUGUGGGAACGAGGUGCAGAUCCUGACCAACCUGGUGAUGGAGGAGCUGGGCCCUGAGCUGAAGGCAGAGCUUGCCCCACGGCUGAAGGGAAAACCUCAGGAGCGGCAGCGGCAGUGGAUCCAGAUCUCAGACACCGUGUACCGCAUGGUGUAUGAGCAGGCCAAGGUGAGCUUCGAGGCCGUGCUGUCCAAGCUGCAGCUGGCCCGGCCGGCCAUGGAGGCAGUCAUCCGCACCGACAUGGACCAGAUCAUCACCUCCAAGGAGCAUCUGGCCAGCAAGAUCCGAGCGUUCAUCCUCCCCAAGGCUGAGGUGUGUGUCCGGAACCACGUCCAGCCCUACAUCCCGUCCAUCCUGGAGGCCUUGAUGGUGCCUACUAGCCAGGGCUUCACUGAGGUGCGAGACAUCUUCUUCAAAGAGGUCACCGACAUGAACCUGAAUGUUAUCAAUGAGGGUGGCAUUGACAAGCUGGGCGAGUACAUGGAGAAGCUGUCCCAGCUGGCAUUCCACCCCCUGAAGAUGCAGAGCUGCUAUGAGAAGAUGGAGCCCCUGCGGCUGGACGGGCUGCAGCAGCGCUUCGACGUGUCCAGCACAUCCGUGUUCAAGCAGCGAGCCCAGAUCCACAUGCGUGAGCAAAUGGACAACGCCGUAUACACCUUCGAGACCCUCCUGCACCAGGAGCUGGGGAAGGGGCCCACCAAAGAGGAGCUGUGCAAGUCCAUCCAGCGGAUCCUGGAGCGGGUGCUGAAGAAAUAUGACUAUGACAGCAGCUCUGUGCGGAAGAGGUUUUUCCGGGAGGCGCUGCUGCAGGUCACCAUCCCGUUCCUGCUAAAGAAGCUGGCCCCCACCUGCAAGUCGGAGCUGCCCCGGUUCCAGGAACUGAUCUUCGAGGACUUCGCCAGGUUCAUCCUGGUGGAGAACACGUACGAGGAGGUGGUGCUGCAGACCGUCAUGAAAGACAUCCUGCAGGCUGUGAAGGAGGCCGCAGUGCAGAGGAAGCACAACCUGUACCGGGACAGCAUGGUCAUGCACAACAGCGACCCCAACCUGCACCUGCUGGCCGAGGGCGUACCCAUUGAUUGGGGCGAGGAGUAUGGUGACAGUGGUGGCAGCCCCAGUCCUGGUGCCCCAGAAGGAGCCACCCUCUCGGAAAAGCGGCGGCGCGCCAAGCAGGUGGUCUCCGUGGUCCAGGACGAGGAGGCAGGGCUGCCCUUCGAGGCUGGCCCUGAGCCACCGUCACCAGCGUCCCCGGACAGUGUCACUGAGCUCUGUGGUCUGCUAGCCCAGGAUCUGCGGGCUGAGAGCCCCCCGCCGGCUGGCCUCCUGCUUAAUGGGGCCCCCGCCCAGGAGAGUCCCCAGCCGGUGGCAGCCCCCGAGGCCUCGCCGCCUUCCUCACCCCUUCGGCAUCUCCCACCUGGGAAGGCUGUGGACCUGGAGCCCCCCAAGCCCAGCGACCAGGAGACCGGGGAGCAGGUGUCCAGCCCCAGCGGUCGCCCCCCCAUCCACACCACCACCGAGGACAGCGCGGGGGUGCAGACGGAGUUCUAGGGCGGUCGGCCCUGCUUCUGUUGGACACGGC